GAAUCCAUCCGCCAUUGAAAAUGGUGUUCCGCAACACGACAUUAGCGUCAGUCGACUUAGAAAGACAAGCUCCCAAAACCAGCAAAUUACCCACCCACCACCAUCUCAGACCCUCCUUCGCGAAAGCGAUGUUUGCUCUUCUGUGUUUCUUCCUUCUGGGCUGCGCUAGAUUCGCGAAGCCCGCAGAUCUCGGCAACGGCGGCGCCGCCCCGUAUUUCUCGCAGCCCAGCAGCGUUUUCCUGCUGGCGGGGCAGAGCAACAUGGCGGGUCGGGGCGGGGUGGUGAACGACGUGUGGGACGGGCACGUGCCGACCGAGUGCCGAGCGAGCGGGUCGGUGCUGCGGCUCAGCCCGGGGAUGAUUUGGGAGGCGGCGAAGGAGCCGAUCCACUUGGGGAUUGAUGUGAACAAGACGGUGGGGAUUGGGCCGGGGAUGGCGUUUGCGAAUGCGGUGUUGAGGAAGGAUUCCGGGCUCGGGGUGAUCGGGCUGGUGCCCUGCGCGGCCGGGGGGACGAAUAUUAGUGAGUGGGGCCGCGGCGGGCACCUCUACACGCGGCUGAUUCGGCGGGGCGAGGCGGCGGCGCGCGGCGGGGCGACGAUUCAGGCGAUGCUUUGGUACCAGGGAGAGAGUGACACUGUGAAUCUUGAGGAUGCUAAGAAGUAUAGAACUCGAUUGCGGAGAUUCUUUAAUCAUGUCCGCUCUGAUCUGGAAUUGCCCACUCUUCCCAUCAUUCAGGUGGCUUUGGCAACACAACAAGGACCAUACAUAGAUGAAGUGAGGGAGGCUCAGUUUCGAGUGGAUCUUCCCAAUGUGAAAACUAUCGACGCCAAAGGGCUGCAGGCAGGCCCCGAUUAUCUGCACCUCACCACCGCAUCUCAGGUCCAGCUUGGGCAGAUGUUAGCCGAAGCCUUCCUGGAGAGAAUGCCUCUCCGCCUCCAAACUAGCAGCGCCUCGAGGAGACACCCCAGUUUUGUUUCCGGUUUUCUUUGCAGGCCAUUUAGGUGACUAAAAAGUUAUCUGUCACAACAAAAAAACUCAAACUUUUGUCUUGGGGAAUUGGGUGUUUUCCCUUUUGUUGUAUAAUUCUUUCCCCCUUGGCAUCCCACUUACAGUACUGGAUAAGGAAGCAUAUUAAUCACAAAUUACCACAAAUUUUCUUGAUUCA
Molecule: messenger RNA, 1164 nt
Organism: Ipomoea triloba (trilobed morning glory)
Lineage: Eukaryota; Viridiplantae; Streptophyta; Magnoliopsida; Solanales; Convolvulaceae
Product: probable carbohydrate esterase At4g34215
Exons: 2
Coding region: 21-1004 (327 amino acids)
Source: RefSeq, a predicted model, not a curated record